AUGUGCCACGAGCACAUUCAUGCAUGUCCAGCAUGGAGAAAGGAGCACCCAUGUUAUGACUGUAUCUUUGUUAACGUGAAUCCGGACCUUGACGAAAUGAGGGGUAUGGAUGUUGCUCGAGUACUGACCUUUUUCUCUUUUACUUACAGGACUGAGACAUAUCCAAGUGCAGUUGUGCGAUGGUUUGACACCCUCGGAGAUUCACCUGAUGAAGAUACAGGGAUGUGGGUGGUGCAGCCUGCUCACCAUGCCAAUCAUGCCCCCAACAUAUCUAUCAUUCAUGUUGACUCAAUCUACCACGCCUCUCACCUUAUUCCCGUCUAUGGUAGCCAAUUCAUUUCCCUCAACCUCUGGCACUACCAAACCUAUGAUUCCUUCCGAAAAUUUUAUGUUAACAAAUAUGCUGAUCACCGCACAUUUGAAAUCGUGUCCUAA
Suillus fuscotomentosus is the source of this 435-nucleotide messenger RNA. RefSeq lists its product as uncharacterized. The coding region runs from base 1 to 435 and encodes 144 amino acids. The transcript has a single exon. The record is from RefSeq and is a predicted model, not a curated record. NCBI's taxonomy places the organism in Eukaryota, Fungi, Basidiomycota, Agaricomycetes, Boletales, Suillaceae.